ACUUCUUUUCUAGUUGACAGCCAUCCUCAGUAAUCGGAGGCUCGUGCGGCCAUAUUUUCCGUAAAUCCCAAACAGCCCUAACCACGCCAUUGUGAUAAAAAUCAAUAUUUUCAAUUCGAAGUGUGAUACGGGUGACUCAGCAAAGAUUGCCGAAUUUCAGACCGAAUAUAACGUAAUGGACUCCAUGUACACCAACAACCUCGACCCUUGGGAACCAGGAUAUGGUCCGGAUCGUCGAUCAGGUCACGGAUCUGACUAUGGAGACUACAGAUCAGACUAUGGGGACCACAGAUCGUCGGACUACGGUGGGGGAGAACACAGAGAAAGGGAUCAUCGCAGUCCCGAAUACAGAACUCACCGAGGAAGGGACAGGGACAGAGACAGGGAUCGUUCACGUGAGAGGAGAGACAGGAGUCGAGAGGAUCGGGACAGGAACCACAGGGACAGAGAUGAUCGUUACGGAAGGCAGAGGGACAGCAGAGAUUCCGCCGACAGAGACAGAGAGCGGGAUCGAUCCAGAGAACGAGAUCGAGACAGAGAUCGAGAGAGAGAAAGGUCUCGCAGAGAUCGAGACAGAGAUAGAGGAGAUAGGGACAGGGACAGAGACAGAGGCGACAGAGACAGGAGAGGCAAAAGGGGAGACGAGAGAGACAGGGACAGGGACAGGGAUGAUGACCAUAGUCGGGAGAGCAUGGACUUUGAUCAUGACCAUGGUCGUGGGUAUGGCUCGUCGAUGGAAGGCAUUCACUACAAGUCACAGUCCCCCAAUAACACCAUCAUGAUCAGGGGGUUGGCACAACACAUUACUGAAAACGAUGUGCGCCAGGACAUUCUCAACUGCGGUCUCAUGCCCAAGGACAUCAGGCUGAUCAGGAAAAAGGAUACAGGUGCUUCACGAGGUUUUGCAUUCGUCGAGUUUAACGCGACUCAGGAGGCCUCGCGAUGGAUGGAGAUGAAACAGGGCGUUCUAAUGCUGCAGGACCAGUACCGUGCAGUCAUGCAGUACAGCAUACCGAAAGAUUUUCACGUGGACAAACCCCUUGCAAAAAACACGCAGGAUUGGCAUUGUGUUAAGUGCGGAGCACACAACUUUAAAAGACGUGAAACUUGCUUCAAGUGUUGUGCAUCCCGUGCCGAGAGUGAGGAAGGUGGGGAGGGUAGCGACGAGAUUAGUCCGCACCCAACAAACACGGUCCUUCUUCGUGGUUUAGACGUCCUGACUACUGAGGAUUCAGUAUUACAAGCAAUGAAAAACCUCUCCUCCCUACCAAUCAGAAGUAUUAGAAUUGGUAGAGAUACUCUGACCAACACAUCACGUGGUGUUUGUUAUUUAGAAAUGGCUAAUGUCGUCGAUGCCAUGUAUCUACACACGGCAUUGAGCAAGCAAGGCUUGAUGGUAGAUGGUAGGAAAGUCGAAAUCACGUACUGCAAACUGCACCAGGUGAACAGCACUAGUGCUUGGAAGUCGAGUGAAGCUCAGCCACAAAGGUAUACUUUGGAUGAUGUGUCACAAUUGGCAGAAUACAGUGCCAAUAUGUACGCGAAAACUCCGGCGCAAAAAGCGCACUAUGUACAGUAUUACACUCAGUACUACCAGAACCAGAUAAUGCAGGGAUCGGCGAUAACUUUGCCGUCGUUGAAUCAGACUGACAGAGUUAAUGCGGCGGCGGCCGUGGCGCAGUCGGCGAUCCAGCAACUUCAGGCGUCGAGGAAACUGGGUGAUGCUGAAGAGAUGAAAGCCAGACCAACCCCAACUGCCCCUAGCAGUACGUCCUUAGCUAGCGGUAGAGUUCCUGCUCAUGCUAACGAUGGCAAAGUCUAUUCUGUGCCGGAUGUCAGUACCUAUCACUAUGACGAAUCUUCGGGCUAUUAUUACGAUCCGAGCACGGGAUUGUACUACGAUCCAAACUCUCAGUACUACUACAACAGUCACACACAGCAGUUUCUUUACUGGGACGCAGAGUCUUUGUCGUAUCAACCGGCAAAGGUAGCUGUUGGUACGUCUGGAAUCGUGGGAGCCGGUGUGGCUCUGGGCGCCGAAACCGGAACUAUGCCAGUUAUUCAAGAAUCCAUGAGCACCAAUGUGGGCCAAGAGUCAAAGGAGGACGAUCUGAACAAGAAGAAGGACAACAAACAAGAUAAAGUCAAGGUGGCUAAAAAAAUAGCCAAGGAUAUGGAGCGGUGGGCAAAGACUUUGAACCAAAAGAAGGAAAACGCGAAGUCGAGCUGGAGCGCGGAAUAUGCGGGUAGCGAAGGUCACCAGGGAGCCUUCAGCGGUGCAGCGGAUGCGGGCUAUGCUAUCCUCGAGAAGAGGAAUCACCUGGCACCUGCUUACCAGGAGGAAGAGGACCCUAGUGGAAGCAACGGCCUUGUCGCCGCCUACGGUGGCGGCAGCGACACCGAGGAAGAGAUCGAAGACGUGCAGCAAGAAGAGAGGCAGCACACCGAUUGGAGCAAGCUCGCCUGUCUCCUUUGCAAAAGACAAUUUCCCAGCAAGGAAGGACUCCUGCGACACCAGCAGCUGUCGGAUUUACACAAACAGAAUCUGGAGAAUUGGUAUCACGUUCGUGGACUUGAUCCCAAUGACCCGCAACAGAGAAACAGUAAGUACAGGGAUCGCGCAAAAGAAAGGAGGGCGAAGUACGGGGAGCCUGAACCACCGCAGCCUAACAGGCUCAAGGAGAAGUACCUCAAGACAAGGGUUGACGAAGUCUCGGUGAACUACGAGGAACCAACCAGGGCUGGAAUCGGCUCCGACAAUGUUGGUAAUAAACUGCUGCAAAAAAUGGGAUGGAGCGAGGGUAUGGGAUUGGGAAAAUCUAACCAAGGUAGAACAAGCAUCAUCGAAGCUGAAAGACGAGUUCCCACGGCUGGCCUAGGUGCCAAGGCUGCAGCGUAUAACGCGUUGCCUGGUGACACGUAUAAAGAUUGUGUGAAAAAAAUGAUGUACGCUAGGUAUCAGGAACUCUCAGAUACGUAAUAUGUGCCGAAAAUAACGCGAAAUAUUUUUCUUUUUUUUUAUAUGCAAUUAUAUAAUAUAUGUUAUACAUACAUGUUUAUGCAUACAUUGGUAAUCGAUCAUGUAUGUAAAUUGUGUAUAUAAUAUCGAUACGUGCGACGGAAGACAUUAUACUUACACACAAAGCAAGACAAUAGCAGUGUUAGAUCGCAUUCGAAUGCACCUAGCGGUGUAUCUGGUACCGAUAGAUGUAUCGCGGAGAAUUCUAUUUUUUUUUUUUUUUUCUUUCUUUUUUUUCUAUCUUUUACAUCAUGCCACAGCCCAGUCAGUCCCCGCUCACUGCUUCUCCCCAGUAAAUGUAAUACAACAGUUCAUCCGUUAGAAUGAGAGUUGAUUCUGCCUUUUUAUUUGUAAUUUUUUUAAUUUUUUUUUUUUUAUAAGUUAUUUUUCGCCUCUUUGUUUACUACGUACAUCUAGAGGCAUAAUCAAUUGUUGUAGUUACAAGAAGAGAACUCCGACUAAUUAUUAUGCAAUCAUAGUCAUGAUUAUAUAUAAUUUUUUUUAGAAUCCCGUGUAUUUUAAUAACAAGAAUGUUUAAAAGUUACCAUAA
Molecule: messenger RNA, 3569 nt
Organism: Neodiprion virginianus
Lineage: Eukaryota; Metazoa; Arthropoda; Insecta; Hymenoptera; Diprionidae
Product: RNA-binding protein 5-like
Exons: 9
Coding region: 176-2980 (934 amino acids)
Biological process (GO): mRNA splicing, via spliceosome
Cellular component (GO): nucleus
Molecular function (GO): RNA binding
Source: RefSeq, a predicted model, not a curated record